AUGGUGAGGAAGAGGCCAACUGACCUUCCUGGUGGAAGUGAGAGCUCUGAGUCUCAACAAACUGGAGGAGGACGUGCAGGUGCCCAAAGACCACUUAUACAACAGCAGCCACAGCAUCCAGGCGGAUAUCAAGGUCGAGGUCGGGGAAGGGGAUCCCACCGUGGAGGCCGUGGUGAUGUAGGUGGUGGAAUUUCCCGGCAGCAAUACUACGGUGGACCUCCUGAAUUUCAGCAGGGUCGGGGUGGUCAUCACCAACAGCAGGGUGGACGCCGUGGUGGUCGUGGGCCUGGGACACCUGCUGGUGGCCCUUCUAGGCCACCAAAUCCCGAGCUGCAUCAAGCUACCAAUGUUCCAUAUCAAACUGCAGUGACCCCUGAAGCAGUGCCAUAUGGCAGGCCUGGGCCACCAGCUCUGGAGCUGCAUGAACACGUUCAGUCUCCAUAUCAUUCUGAUGUGACCAUUCAGCCUGUGCCAUAUGGCAGUUCAACGGAGUCAUAUUCUGAGGCAGGCUCCUCAUCCCAGCCACCUGAGCCAACACCUUCAGAAGUGACUGGGAAAAUUCAGCAACUUGUGAUUGAGCCAGAAGCAGCUCCAAGCGAUCGAAUGCAACCUGCGUCGAGCAAGUCAAUGAGAUUUCCUCGUCGGCCUGGAAAGGGAAGCUACGGUACCAAGUGUGUUGUGAAGGCCAACCACUUUUUCGUUGAGCUGCCCGACAAGGACUUGCAUCAAUAUGAUGUAACAAUGACACCUGAAGUUACAUCCCGUGGUGUUAAUCGUGCUGUGAUGGGGCAGUUAGUGAGGCUAUAUAGGGAAUCUCAUCUUGGAAAGAGGCUUCCAGCUUAUGAUGGUAGAAAGAGUCUUUACACUGCUGGGCCUCUCCCUUUUGUCUCAAAAGAGUUCAAAGUCCCUCUUAUUGAUGAGGAAGAUGGUCCAGCCGGUACCAGGCGAGAGAGGGAGUUCAGGGUUGCAAUCAAGUUGGCUGCACGUGCUGACUUGCACCAUUUAGGGAUGUUUUUACAAGGCAGGCAGGCCGAUGCCCCUCAAGAAGCUCUGCAGGUUUUGGACAUUGUUCUGCGUGAAUUACCAACAUCUCGGUAUUGUCCGGUUGGUCGCUCAUUCUAUUCCCCUGAUUUAGGUAGAAGGCCUCUUGGUGAAGGGCUUGAAAGUUGGCGUGGUUUCUACCAAAGUAUUCGCCCCACUCAGAUGGGAUUGUCAUUGAAUAUUGACAUGUCAUCAACUGCUUUCAUUGAGCCACUCCCGGUGAUCGACUUUGUCACGCAGCUUCUCAAUAAGGAUGUCUCUAGACCAUUGUCUGAUGCUGAUCGUGUGAAGAUCAAGAAGGCACUGAGAGGAAUAAAGGUGGAGGUUACUCAUCGAGGAAAUAUGCGCAGGAAAUACCGCAUCUCUGGUUUGACUUCACAAGCAACACGAGAGUUGGCAUUUCCGGUUGAUGAAAGGGGUACAAUGAAAUCUGUGGUUGAAUACUUCAGAGAGACCUAUGGGUUUUUCAUUCAACAUACUCAGUGGCCUUGUCUGCAAGUUGGAAAUCAGCAAAAGGCAAAUUAUUUACCAAUGGAGGUCUGCAAGAUUGUAGAGGGCCAAAGGUACUCUAAGAGGUUGAAUGAUAGACAGAUCAGUGCACUUCUGAAGGUCACAUGUCAGCGUCCCCGUGACAGGGAAUAUGAUAUUCUUCAGACUGUACACCAUAAUGCUUAUGCGGAGGAUUCUUACGCCAAGGAAUUUGGAAUUAAAAUUAGUGAGAGCCUGACUAAAGUUGAAGCUCGCAUUCUACCUGCUCCCUGGCUCAAAUAUCAUGAUUCGGGUCGGGAGAAGGAUUGUCUGCCUCAAGUUGGGCAGUGGAAUAUGAUGAACAAGAAAAUGGUUAAUGGUGGCAAAGUCAACAAUUGGAUCUGUAUUAACUUUGCCCGCAAUGUGGCAGAGAAUGUGGCUCGUAACUUUUGUAAUGAGCUUGCUCAAAUGUGUGUUACUUCUGGCAUGACCUUUAGUCCGGAGCCUGUAAUCCCUGUUACAAGUGCCCACCCCGAUCAGGUGGAAAAAGUCUUAAAAGCUAUGUAUCAUGAAGUCGUGACAAAACUGCAGCCCCAAGGGAGGGAGCUUGACUUGUUGAUAGUUAUAUUACCAGAUAAUAAUGGCUCUCUUUAUGGUGAUCUGAAGCGUAUAUGUGAGACAGAUCUUGGCAUUGUCUCCCAGUGCUGUCUGCAGAAGCAUGUCUUCAGGGUUAACAGACAGUAUGUUGCCAACGUGGCUCUGAAGAUUAAUGUGAAGGUGGGAGGGAGUAACACUGCACUUGUUGAUGCACUCAAUUGGAAGAUACCAUUUGUCAGCGAUAAGCCUACUAUUAUAUUUGGUGCCGACGUCACACAUCCCCACCCGGGCGAGGAUUCUAGCCCAUCUAUUGCUGCUGUUGUUGCUUCCAUGGAUUUGCAAAUCACAAAAUAUGCUGGUUUGGUUUCUGCUCAAGCCCAUAGACAAGAGCUCAUUCAAGAUUUGUAUAAAACCUGGGAAGAUCCUGUUAGAGGGACUGUGACAGGCGGCAUGAUAAAGGAACUUCUUGUUUCUUUCUACAAAGCAACUAGACACAAACCACAGAGAAUUAUUUUCUAUAGGGAUGGAGUCAGUGAAGGGCAGUUUUAUCAAGUAUUGCUUUAUGAACUUGAUGCUAUUCGUAAGGCAUGUGCAUCUUUGGGACCCAACUAUCAUCCCGAAGUUACAUUUGUUGUGGUUCAAAAACGUCAUCAUACUAGAUUGUUUGCCAAUAACCAUAAUGACAAGCAUGCAGUUGACCGCAGUGGAAAUAUACUGCCUGGCACCGUCGUAGAUUCAAAGAUCUGCCACCCCACUGAGUUUGACUUCUAUCUCUGUAGCCAUGCUGGGAUACAGGGUACUAGCAGGCCAGCACAUUACCAUGUCUUAUGGGACGAAAACAAUUUCACAGCAGAUGCUCUUCAGUCUCUAACCAAUAACCUUUGCUACACAUAUGCACGGUGCACGCGGUCUGUUUCCAUUGUACCUCCCGCGUACUAUGCACAUUUGGCUGCUUUUCGUGCUCGCUUUUACAUGGAGCAGGAGACAGCUGAUGGCGCAUCAAUGGCAAGCGGUGCUGGUGCAGCUGCAAGGAAUACUCGGGGUCCAGCUGCCAAUGUUGCCGUGAGACCCCUCCCUCAGCUAAGGGAGAAUGUGAAGAGGGUUAUGUUCUAUUGUUGA
Molecule: messenger RNA, 3225 nt
Organism: Fraxinus pennsylvanica
Lineage: Eukaryota; Viridiplantae; Streptophyta; Magnoliopsida; Lamiales; Oleaceae
Source: the annotation of a GenBank genome assembly